Molecule: messenger RNA, 399 nt
Organism: Bombyx mori (domestic silkworm)
Lineage: Eukaryota; Metazoa; Arthropoda; Insecta; Lepidoptera; Bombycidae
Gene: CPG2
Product: cuticular protein glycine-rich 2
Source: RefSeq, marked provisional
AUCACUGAUCUACCGUUUGACCCAGUGCAAAGAACUGCUCCCUCAUACAACAUGAAAUUCUUUGUAGUCCUGUUCGCUUUAGUGACCAUCGCGUCUGCCGCCAGCAUCCGUGAGAAGCGUUGGACUGGGUUGCUCGGCGGAUACAGUGAUAUUGGUUUCGGCGGAUACAGCGGCUACUCCGCCCCCGCUGUGGUCUCCGUCAACAAGGUUGUGAACGUCCCCAGGGUGGUCAGCGUACCUCAAGUGGUCCACGUCAACAGAGUGGUGUCCCAGCCCCAGGUCAUCUCCAGCCCUACUAUUAUCGGCGGAUACAGCGGAUACGGAAAUGGAUGGUGGUGAACACCUUAAUUAAUGAAAAUGGUUUUUUAGGGGUUUAAAUAAAUAUUAUUUUGUUUAAUA